UAAAUUUUAUACAAAGCAGCUUCUUUUAAAUACUUCACGUGAACAUAGACCCUACACAACUUGUAAGCUGGAAAACGCCGAUGAGAGUAUCGUCCGGAUGUACUAA
Parnassius apollo (apollo) is the source of this 106-nucleotide messenger RNA. Lineage: Eukaryota; Metazoa; Arthropoda; Insecta; Lepidoptera; Papilionidae. The record is from the annotation of a GenBank genome assembly.